AUGGCAAACCCGGACCAGCUGCGCAAGAAGCGUGGUGCCCUAAGGGCUGGCGUCACGAGAGCGCUCACGCUUUUAACGGACCUGCUGCAGCAACCGGAUCCUGACGCCUCUCAGAUUAGCGGCCACAUGGAUUACCUCAAGGACAAGGAGACAGCACUGUCGCAGCUCGACGACGUCAUCCUUGCGACCACGGACGAAGAGAACCUCGACCAGGAAGUAGGUACGGCGCAGGAAUACAACGAGAAGAUUCUGUACGCAGUAUCACGCGCCAAGUUCUGGCUUCAAGAACGUGAGAGGAAUGCCGGAACGCAGGCUCGAGCAACUGAACCCGGGCCUAGCUACAUCGGAUCUCCGAACUCCGGCGACGCAGCAGGCCAGGUGAGAGAGCAUCGUCAGCGUUCUGUUCAACUACCGAAGCUACAGAUACCGACUUUCGAUGGUAGUCUGCGUGGAUGGCAGUCUUUUUGGGACCAUUUCGACGCCACCAUCCACACGAACGCUGAGCUACCGCGGAUUGAAAAGUUCAAGUACCUCCUCACCUACUUAAGCGGCAGCGCGAAGCGGGCUGUCGAAGGCAUCCGCUUAGCCGAACAAAACUAUGACCUUGCGAUCAAGACGCUCACGGACCGCUUCGGACGCCGGGAUCUGCUCGUGAACGAACAUAUCGAUCAUCUUCUCGCGCUAAGCGCAGUGAAAUGUUCAUCCGAGGUCCAAAAGCUUCGUCUGCUGCACGACAACGUCCAAUUUCACGUCAGCGCCUUAGAAGGGCUUGGAGUUUCGCCAGACCAGUACACCGUGGUGUUAAACCGUGUCCUGAUGCGAUGUCUGCCAGAGGAUCUCGCCAUCAUGUACAGGCAGAAAACCAAGGAAACAAAUUGCGCACCCAGUAUCGCCGAAACUCCUGAAGACAGAACGCGGCUAGCCAAGGAGAUGCUAACCUUCCUCCGCAUCCAAGUGGAAAUCCGGGAGGAAGGCCGGCAGCUGUCGCGUCGUGCGCUGCAAGACGAACCCAGGACCCACAUGCCUGAAGAAAUUUAUGGCGCGGAACCUAUACCAUCAGCGUCAGCUCUAACCGGGUCCGCCUUGCCUGUCAGACCAGCGUGUCCGCUAUGCCAAAGCAAGGAUCAUACGAUCGCUUUCUGUAACGCUGACCUAUCGGCUGAGGAGAAGCGUGCAAGGCUGCAGUACGCUAAUUGCUGCUUCCGCUGCGGAACGCGCAAUCACAUCGCCAGAUUGUGCAGAAAAUCCAUCAACAUCAGGUGUGGUACCUGCCAUCGACGCCACCUGACGAUUCUCUGUGAAUUAUCGAGGCCAGCCGAAGACCUUCCAUCAAGCGGUGGAUCCCCGGCAUUUCAUGAACCACCGCCCCAACCAAUGCGAAACGUCACAACCGCCCAGAGUAGUCACGUCGAAUCUACGCCUGUAUUGUUGCAGACAGGCCGAGUUUGGGCAGAGUCUGGAGACCGACGACUACUCGUGCGGAUACUGCUGGACAGCGGCAGUCAGCGCACAUACAUUCGUGCAGACGUGGCAAAAAUACUUAAGUGCUCGGUCGUGGGUAAUGAAGAGCUCUCCCUCGUCACAUUUGGUGGCUCCAAGUCACGAAGACGAAUUUCUGCAGAGCGUGUCAAUGUGCGACUCCGCAGCCAGUUCGGCGCCUCAGCAGUAACUCUGGAAGCCUUAACGAUUCCGGAAAUUUGUUGUGUAACAAGCCCACCGCUCGACCCCAACAUUUUGUACCUGCUCGGCGAACGGGAGUACAACGUGGCCGACAGCUUUCAACCAACCACAUGGCAACCGGAAGAAAUAAGUGUCCUCAUCGGGUCCGACGCCUAUUGGCAAGUGACCACAGGGAAAAUCGAUCGCAUCAGCUCGACUAUAACAGCAGUCGACACUACCUUUGGGUGGAUGGUGCAAGGCCCUAUGACGUCCGACUUUCGUUCCCCAACAAGUGCAUUAUUCGUCGCGCUUGAGAAGCCUGACUCGGAGAACAUCGACGUGUCGUUAAUGUGGCGUCUGGAUGCCAUCGGGAUCGACGAAGCAUCUUCACGGAACCUAGAGAGCGACCCUCACAUGUCUGAAUUUAAGCAAGCAAUUUCGAAGCAAGAUGGCCGUUAUCAAGUGCCGCUGAUGGUCAGACCACCAGGGUUACCAUCCGGAAGCAACAAUCGCCGAUUAGCCGAACGUCGACUGCGAAUGCAGAUCAACCGGUUCCGAGAGCAGUCGUCACUGCUAGAAAAAUACGACGAAGCAAUUUCGGCUUAUUUCAACGAUGGACAUGCGGAGAAGGUACAAGACGAGCAGCCGCUCAAGGACAACGUCUACUACAUGCCCCAUCACGCCGUGGUUCGUCGCGAUGCUGUUACGACGAAGCUUCGUGUCGUAUUUGAUGCGUCAUCGCACGAAGCCGGUCAUGUUUGCCUUAACGACGUACUCUCGAAAGGCGUGAAAAUUGGUUCUGACGUCAUCCAGCUUCUACUGAAUUUUCGCUGCCACCCUGUGGUUCUCGCCGCCGACAUAAAGAAGGCAUACCUGCAGCUUCUUAUUCGGCCUCAAGACCGCGACCUUCUGCGGUUUUUGUGGCUGGAAAGGUUGCCAACUAAAGAAGAGCCUAUGCCACCCAUUACUACGUGGAGAAUGACGAGAGUUCCCUUUGGAGCCGCGUCAAGCCCAUUUCUUUUGGCCGCUACGCUUCGACACCACUUAUCGUCAUGUAGGCAGAAUUAUCCAACCACAGUAUCCCUGUUAGAACAGGCUUUCUAUGUGGAUGACCUUCUUGUUGGACUACCAACUGCCAAGGAGGCAUUAAAGGUGUAUGAAGAAACACGGCAGAUAUUCAGGGAGGCCAGCAUGGAACUUCGCAAGUGGGCUUCUAACUGUGACAGCAUGAAAGAGAGAUUCCUCCACGAUAAAUGUGCCAUUGAAGAUGAAGCGGGGGACAGUCAUACUAUGAAGGUUUUGGGAGUGCCGUGGGAACGUUCUGGUGACUGUUUCCUCCUCACGACUCAACAUGCGGCCACUUUCACAGCCGGGAAGCCUGCUACUAAGCGCAUAGCAUUGCAAACGUUAGCCAGAAUUUAUGACCCCUUGGGAUACCUCACACCAUUUACCGUAAAGGCCAAGAUUGUAUUCCAAGAUCUUUGGAAGAAGAACCUCGCAUGGGACGCUAGCAUGCCAGAUGAAGAACAAACCGCCUGGAACAGCUGGUGCUCUGAGCUGAAUGGCGCCACUUGUGUCCGCAUCCCACGAUACAUAUUCUUAAGCGACGACCUCAAGCCAUUUACAUUUGAGUUGCAUACGUUCGCGGAUGCCAGUCCUAGGGCGUACGGCACGUGCAUCUACGUCCGAGUCAGCUCAGAACCUGACGCAUGCUUUGCACGACUGUUGAUCAGCAAGAGCAGACUUGCUCCGCUCAAGAUGAUUCGCUGGUGGCUCUACAUUGGAUAA
Molecule: messenger RNA, 3447 nt
Organism: Rhipicephalus sanguineus (brown dog tick)
Lineage: Eukaryota; Metazoa; Arthropoda; Arachnida; Ixodida; Ixodidae
Exons: 2
Coding region: 1-3447 (1148 amino acids)
Biological process (GO): proteolysis
Molecular function (GO): nucleic acid binding; zinc ion binding; aspartic-type endopeptidase activity
Source: RefSeq, a predicted model, not a curated record